AUGACGACUAGACAUGUUCCCGACGAUCUGUGGAAGCGACUAGGACCUCAUCAUAUUGCCCUUUUCGUGUGGCCAGCUGCAAGUGAGAGCGUGUCCCAUGAUACCCAAUGGCGCCAUGCCACCGUCGCGGAUGCUUCACCCCAACCGGAGGGUCUUCACGUCAAGGCAGCGAAGCGCAUACCAUCGGGGACCGUGCUCUUGCAGGAACGGCCUUAUGUAAGCGUUCUGGACAAACUUUAUCGCACGCAUCACUGUGCUGCUUGUUUUCGGUCGGUUUCGCCGACGGAGCCUAUUCGGUGCUGUCGCGCCUCUUGUGCCUGGCAUCUGUUCUACUGUUCAUCGACAUGUCAAAUUCGGCAUUGGAACCACGGUCACCGUUGGCUUUGUCCUUUUCCCGAGUUGCUCGAGGAUUGCGACAAUAGCGUCUUAUUGGCCUUUCAAGCUUUCGUUGCGGAGGCUUCUAAAAAAGGACGGUACAGUGAGAUCGCUAUUCCAGGUCUGAUAGCCAACUUGGACCAUCAUCCGGCAAGCGAGAUUCAGGAUUACCGAGAGAAAGCACGACGCAUAGUGCGUUUAUUUUGUAUACCCGAAAAUGCAGUCGAAGGAUUGAUCAUGUUGCAAGCUCAGAUUCGAUGCAACAGUUUUGCUAUCCAACAGCAUCAUGCGUCCGUUGACCAUACCACCAACUCACCCACUAUUUCACAAGACAUGAAGAAGCUGGGCAAAGGUGUUUAUUUGACCGCGAGCCAACUCAAUCACAGUUGCGAACCAAACGCUGUAGCUCUUUUUGGCAUGUCUAGUGCGGAUACACCAGACGAUCCAUGUGUAAUUCAAAUUCAAACUACUGCGGAUAUCCACGACCAUCAACCGAUCUGCAUCAGCUAUGGACCACUAGCAGCCAACAUGCCGGCAAAGGAACGACAACAACUAUUGCAGAGAAAUUACUUUUUUGAUUGCAACUGCAGUGCCUGUUCACAAAAAAAUGAUCCGGCGCAAUGCGUCUAUCGAUGUCCUUUUUGCGCUACGGGACGUCUAUACCGUAUGCAACAAUCCUGUUUCCAAUGCGAGCACUCCAUAGACUGGCAACGAAUUCUCAAAGUAAGUAGGUUCAAUCGGAUAAAGAAAGACUGGGCUACAGAGUUGAUGGCAUAUGGGGCUUUUCUGGAGGCACUAUCUCUCCAAGAACAAAUAUAUCAUCCGCAUGCGCUCGUUCUAGGUCAAGCGUUCGAUCGACUGGCACAUCAAGCAGCUGUAGCAGGAGAAUUCGUGCAAGCCAUCAAGUUCUGUCAACGAUCAUCCGACAUUGUACGACAAGCUUACGGAUCGAGCAGUAUCGAAUACACUGAAGAAAUGAUGAAGUUAUCAACGUUGAUGAGCAGCGCGUAA
This is a messenger RNA of Radiomyces spectabilis, 1386 nucleotides long. RefSeq lists its product as uncharacterized. Bases 1 to 1386 code for a protein of 461 amino acids. Gene Ontology annotation, molecular function: protein binding. The record is from RefSeq and is a predicted model, not a curated record. NCBI's taxonomy places the organism in Eukaryota, Fungi, Mucoromycota, Mucoromycetes, Mucorales, Radiomycetaceae. The transcript is spliced from 4 exons.